Messenger RNA from Penicillium psychrosexuale, 1788 nucleotides. It is a transcript of the gene sebA, whose product is annotated as putative C2H2 transcription factor (Seb1). Gene Ontology annotation, biological process: regulation of transcription by RNA polymerase II. The transcript has a single exon. Gene Ontology annotation, molecular function: RNA polymerase II cis-regulatory region sequence-specific DNA binding; DNA-binding transcription factor activity, RNA polymerase II-specific. Bases 1 to 1788 code for a protein of 595 amino acids. The record is from RefSeq and is a predicted model, not a curated record. NCBI's taxonomy places the organism in Eukaryota, Fungi, Ascomycota, Eurotiomycetes, Eurotiales, Aspergillaceae.
AUGGACUCACCAUACAAUAUGGCACCCACCUCGGUGCAAGGCCAGCCAUUCGCAUACUACUCCGACUCACAGAGACAAGGCCACUACCAGUCAGACAUCCCAUACUACAGCCAAAUGCAGUAUGGCCAAGAGCAACCGCUCUACUCGUCCCAGCCCAUGAUGAACAUGCACCAGAUGGCCACCACCAAUGCCUUCCGGGGAGCUACCAUGAGCCUGACACCGAUUGCCUCUCCACAGCCCUCGCAAAUGAAGCCCACCAUCAUCAUGCAGCAGGGUUCGCCCGGCUUGAUGCCAUUGGACACUCGCUUUAUUGGUCACGACUUGUACUCCUUCCCCUCGACUCCUCCGCUGUCCGCUUCGGGAAGCACCAUCAGCAGCCCCCCGUCUGCCCAUGGCGCCCUACCAACCCCGAUUCAUGACACAUUUUUCACCUUCGAUAAGGUCGAGGGUGUCAAGGAGGGAUGCGAGACCGACGUGCACCAGGAGCUCCUGGCUACACCGCAGUGGGCGCGUUCUGAUUCGCCCCCAAUGACGCCUGGUGAGUUUUAUAGAUCACACUUUGAUAACGAAAUGUGGAUCGUGGGAAGCAAGGGCAAAAGGCUAAUUCAUCCUACAGUCUUCAUUCACCCCCCUUCUCUUAAUCACAUGCACUCCUCCGAUCUUCUGUCUGCAACAUCCUGCCCCUCGCUUUCCCCCUCCCCCUCACCCGUGCCCACCGACAUUCUUGCUUCCCACAAUCUGGGAUCAAGCCAGUCUUUCUGCGAUCCCCGCCAGCUCACCGUGGAGCCCUGUGUCCAUGUUCACGCACAGGAUCUCCCUCCUCUACCGAAUCUCUCAUGCGAGGAGGAGGAACCUCGUGCCGUUGUUGGCAGUGCGUCUGUGACGCUCCCCGUCAACGAGAACCCAUCUCCCUCUUUCAGCUCCUCGACCCAGGAUCCUCUGAGCUCGCUGCCGACUUUUGACAGCUUCUCAGACCUCGAUUCUGAUGAUGAGUUGAAUCGCCUGGUGGAAUUCCACCCUGCCGCCAACGCCGUCUACAUGGGUGGCAAGCGCCAGCGUAUGCACGCCUACCUGGUGGAGGAUGAUGGAUUCCUGAGCGAGCACAGUCUCGAAGACUCGGAUGAUUCCGAGACUUUCAUGCCUAAUGGUUUGCCAUCCUUUGAGUGGACCCAGACUGCUCACCCUCAGGCCGAGAGCGAGGAGGAACCCAUCGAGGAGCCCAAGAUCAAGAAGCGUAGCAACCGCAAGUCCCGUAAGACCGCUGCCGACGAAGAGGCUGAAGCAAAGGCGCUGGCCGCCUGCGAGUCCUCUGGCGACUGCUGCUCUGAUGACGGAUCAGUUGAUGAUUCCGAGUCUGCUCCUAUCUCAGUCAACCGCCGGGGCCGCAAGCAGUCUUUGACCGAGGACCCCUCCAAGACCUUCGUCUGCACUCUGUGCUCCCGUCGCUUCCGUCGCCAGGAACACCUCAAGCGCCACUACCGCUCUCUCCACACUCAGGACAAGCCGUUCGAGUGCAACGAGUGUGGCAAGAAGUUCUCCCGCAGUGACAACCUCGCACAGCACGCCCGCACCCACGGUGGUGGCUCCAUUGUCAUGGGAGUUCUCGAUGCAAGCGAUGCUGGUUCUGUCUCAUUCGACGAUCAACAUGACGCUGGUGCCCUUGGCCAAGUCAUGUACGAGGCUGCCCGGUCUACUGAAGUCAUCGGUACUCCCCCGUGGAUCGCCGAGCGGCGAAGAAGCGCAAGCGUGACUUGUCCUAAGGGACUUUUCAUGAUUUUUCUUUUAUGA